AACAAUCCAUCUGAAACAAAAAACGCACCGUUUUGGCGUUCUUCUUCUCUCACCUCCGGUUUUACUUUUGGACUCCGUUCUCCGUUCUUGAUAAAGCCAAUUCGCCGUCGGGAAACUCUAGAUCUUUCUGGAAGCAUUUUUUAUAUAACAUCUUCGCUAUCCUGCCCCGUCCCUCCAUCAUCGCCUUCGGAAAUUGCGGUUCUGCGAUUGGAUUGAAUCGAACUCCGACAAGAAAAGGAUUUCGCCGGUGGUGUAUUCUGAUUCUUGACGACAUUCGUAUCCGUCGGCGCCGGGGCUUAUUGCCGUUGCUCGUACUGUCUCUCUCGGUUUCCAUUUCUCGUCUCAAGAGGCGGUAGUUGCAGUUGAAUAGCAUGGCAGACCAUUCAAAUGAAGGUUCCAGCACCAGCAGUAUUUCUGGGGAGACUGCAACUUCGGUUAUUGAGCUAAACAUCAAGACUUUGGAUUCACAUAUCUACAGUUUUCAAGUGAAUAAAGAUAUGCCAGUUCAAUUAUUCAAGGAGAAAAUUGCGAAUGAAAUAGGAAUACCAGUGAAUCAGCAACGUUUGAUAUUCAGGGGAAAGGUCUUAAAGGAUGAACAUCCGCUUUCCGAGUAUCAUUUGGAAAAUGGACACACGUUGCAUUUAGUUGAAAGACAACCAGCUCAGCAACAGGCAGCAUCCGAUACAAGCAUGGGUGACAGAACUGCGAAUGUGCCUUCAUCAACUGGUAACGAAGCUGGAGCGGGUGCCCCUCGAAAUCGUGUUGGACAAAUUGCACAUAGUGUCGUUUUAGGAACAUUUAAUGUUGGUGAUCAAGGUGAAGGCCUUGUUCCUGAUCUUUCUCGGGUUAUUGGGGCAGUUCUGAAUUCUAUUGGAAUAAGCAGCCAAAACACAAAUGUUGCAAGUGGGAUGCAGUCUACCUUGCCAAACAAUCGUGGCACAGCAAGUCAAGGAAAUGAAACAUUUAGAGUUAAUGUUGGGGCUGGAGGACAAGCAACAAGUCAGGCACAAACUGGACAGGCAUUUCCCAGCCAGCCAUCACAAAGUUUUCCUCACGUGAUUCAAAUUCCACUUGCCAGUGCAGCUGUUUCAGUUCCUUCCAUCCAUGCGCCCAUUCCCGAUUCUCUGACAACAAUUUCCGAGUUCAUGAACCGUGUCGAGCAUGCAAUAUCUCAAAAUGGGGGAGAUCUACCUAGGGUGGAACUGCCUACCAAUCCCCAAGGCUUGCCAACCCCUGAAUCUUUGAGCAUUGUCUUGCGACAUGCUCAUCGGCUUCUAAGUGAUUAUGCCACAUCUUCACUAUCUCGUAUUGCGGAGUGUUUGGAGCAAAAUGGCUCCUCCACUGAUCCCACCGUGAGGGGUCAAAUCCAGGAAGAGUCGGUACAAGUAGGACUUAGGACACAACAAAUGGGAGCGCUUCUUCUGGAACUUGGUCGUACAAUCUUGACACUCCGUAUGGGACAAUCAUCUGCUUCGUCAGUUGUUAAUGCUGGGCCAGCAGUUUAUAUCUCUCCUAUGGGGCCAAAUCCCAUAAUGGUUCAGCCUUUUCCCCUGCAAACUAAUCCCCUCUUGGGUGGUUCUGUACUAUCAUCAAAUCCAGUGUCUGUUGGUGCAGUUGGUAUUGGAACUGCCCCUAGGCACAUCAACAUUCAUAUACAUGCUGUUGGUACCAGGUCGAACAAUGGGGAUGGAGAACCUGCAGAGCGCCACAGUGUCAGUGGCUCUACUGAUUCAGGUGUAUCACAGGCACCUCCUAUGAGAAGUGUUAUUGAGACUGCCAUUCCACAUCCUUUGGGUGUUUCAAUUUCUGCUGCUGUGCAACCUGGUGAAGGUGUUUCCUUUUCCGAGCCUCCUCCCGACUCUGUUUCACUAUCCUCCCUUGUGGCUGAUGUCAAUUCACGAAUUAGAGAAUUAGUUGCUAAUGUUGGAGGUGGUACCAAUACUGAAUCAGGUCUAGGGCAAACGGCAGUUCAGAAUUCAUAUGUUGGUUCUGGAGCAGGGAGUGAGACAAGGGACAUGGCUGGAGAGUCGAGUGAGUCAUUACCUGGGCAUAACCCUGAAAGUGGAAGUGAGAAGAUUGUAAACACAGACAAUAUUUGUCGAGAUACAGGAAGGGCUGUAAACUCAACUGAUUUACCGACAUGCUCUGGUGGUAGGGGCUCUGAGGGUGUUGAAAGUAAUGGAGAAAAUUUUCAAAGUCAGGCAUCUUGUGAGAAGAGCAUGGGAGCUGGGUCUGCCCAAGCUGUUCCACUUGGACUUGGAAUGGGAGGUCUGGAACGUCGGAGGCGAGGCAGACAGCAAAGUCCACAGGUUAAGGGGGGUGACGGAGGAACCAGCCAGGGUCCUGCAGGCCAGCCGUUCUUACAAUCUCUUGCGUCUAGUGCUUCUAUGAAUACGUCUAAUGCUCAUGAGCCCUCUUCAGCCCUAGGAUCGACUGUUGGCCCAACUGUGGAUAGCAGAUCCUUGCAUGGGCUAGGUUCUGACGGCCAAAUUGAUCUAGCAAGCAGUAUGUCUCAGGUUUUGCAGAACCCUGCUUUGAAUGGACUAUUGACAGGCCUUUCAGAGCAAACUGGAGUUGGCUCUCCAGAUGUCUUGAGGAAUAUGUUGCAACAGCUAACGCAAAGCCCUCAGAUGAGAAAUACAGUCAAUCAAAUUGCUCAACAGGUCGACACUCGAGAUCUUGAACACAUGUUUUCUGGGUCAAGAAGAGGCCAGGGUGGUGGUCUCCAUUUGUCGAGGAUGUUCCAACAGAUGAUGCCAGUCGUUUCUCAAGUGCUUGGAGGAGGGCUAAGUCAACCACCGUCCUCAAAUGUGGAAAGAGAGCCAAUGCAACCACCCUCCUCAAACGUGGAAAGAGAGCCAAGGCCUCACAGUGCGAGGUCUGGUAGUGGAGUGGAUACACCUAAUGACCAAAAUUUUCAGAUUGGGAUCGAAGAUCUGGCUGGAAGGAUUAUAUCUACCAAUUCUCCUAGGGAUGUCUUCCGUGCUGUGGUAGAGAGUUCAGCUCGGCUUUCUGGCAGUAGCAGUAGCGAAGAUAUCACAAACGAGUUGUGCAGCAACGAGAGACUUGCUAAGGAAUAUGUAGAGAUGUUAUCAAGUGAUGUGAACCGACGGCUACAGGGCAAUUCAGAACAGGAGAAAUAAUACACAUCUGCGGAAGGAUAUUACAGAUUCAGUGGGGCUUAGAUGGUAAUGGUGAUUGGACAAUGUUUUUUUUUUAUGGUACAAUGCUUCUCCAGCAGACGAUGCUCGAAAAGUAAGUUAUGUUAUUACGUGGCUUUCGCCUUAGCUUUAAUUGUAGAUCUUUAGGUUGUAAAGUACUUUGUUUUGGCUGAUAUGACCGACUUAUUUUCGGAUUCUUUCAAGUUUAUUAUGAAGUUUCAUAUUGUUUUUGUGGGUGCGAGUGACCCUUUAUUGUGUAAGUUUCUAGAAGAAGACAUCGACUUAUCGCAACGAAUACCGUGGAUAACUUUCUUUUA
Messenger RNA from Momordica charantia (bitter melon), 3478 nucleotides. RefSeq names its product Ubiquitin-like superfamily protein. Gene Ontology annotation, molecular function: polyubiquitin modification-dependent protein binding; misfolded protein binding. NCBI's taxonomy places the organism in Eukaryota, Viridiplantae, Streptophyta, Magnoliopsida, Cucurbitales, Cucurbitaceae. Gene Ontology annotation, biological process: ERAD pathway. The record is from RefSeq and is a predicted model, not a curated record. Gene Ontology annotation, cellular component: BAT3 complex.